Molecule: messenger RNA, 1005 nt
Organism: Tauraco erythrolophus (red-crested turaco)
Lineage: Eukaryota; Metazoa; Chordata; Aves; Musophagiformes; Musophagidae
Source: RefSeq, a predicted model, not a curated record
UUGGGAUGAAACUCAUUUUGGAAAGAUGGGAAGUUACUACAUUAAUCGAACCUUCUUCUUUGAUGUCCACCCCCCUUUGGGGAAGAUGCUGAUUGGACUUGUGGGCUACCUUAGUGGAUAUGAUGGUACGUUUCCUUUCCAAAAGCCAGGGGACAGGUAUGAGCAGCACAACUACGUGGGAAUGAGAGGGUUCUGUGCAUUCCUUGGCUCCUGCCUGGUUCCCUUUGCCUACCUCACUGUGCUGGAACUGUCAAAGUCACUGCCAGCAGCCUUACUGACAGCUUUCAUCCUUAUUUUUGAUACAGGCUGUAUUACUUUGUCCCAGUAUAUUCUGCUGGACCCCAUUCUGAUGUUCUUCCUCAUGGGAGCUGUUCUGAGUAUGGUGAAAUGUAACAGCUGUGCAGACAGGCCAUUUUCUGCCUCCUGGUGGUUCUGGCUGAGUCUGACUGGCGUGAACCUUGCUGGAGCAAUGGGGGUAAAGUUUGUUGGCCUUUUUGUAGUCCUUUUGGUUGGCCUGAACACAAUCUAUGACCUAUGGGACUUGUUGGGGAACCUCAGCCUGUCACUGGUCAUGUUUGGGAAGCAUUUACUGGCUCGUGUACUCUGCCUCAUCCUGCUCCCACUUGCCCUCUACACGGCUGUGUUUGCUGUUCAUUUUACAGUAUUAAAUAAAAGUGGUCCUGGGGAUGGUUUCUUCAGUUCAGCAUUUCAGUCCCAGUUGAUCGGAAACAAUCUUCAUAACGUCUCCGUUCCAGAGCACUUGGCAUACGGGUCUGUGGUCACAAUAAAGAACCUUCGGAUGGCAGGGGGAUACCUUCACUCUCACUGGCACCUGUAUCCGGAGGGUGUUGGAGCUCGCCAGCAGCAGGUCACUGCCUACUUACAUAAAGAUUUGAAUAACCUGUGGAUUAUAAAGAAACAUGAUUCAGAUACAGAUCUGUCAGACCCCUCAAGCCCUGUGGAGUUUGUGAGGCACGGAGAUACUAUUCGUCUGGAACACAAAGA